Molecule: messenger RNA, 2690 nt
Organism: Hippoglossus stenolepis (Pacific halibut)
Lineage: Eukaryota; Metazoa; Chordata; Actinopteri; Pleuronectiformes; Pleuronectidae
Gene: trim54
Product: tripartite motif containing 54
Exons: 9
Coding region: 759-1856 (365 amino acids)
Molecular function (GO): zinc ion binding
Source: RefSeq, a predicted model, not a curated record
ACACCAUCAUCUUUACCCCUCGUCCUGGACUGAGGGACGUUCAGGAGCAGCUGGUCCGAGGAUCCCAGAGAUCUGGGAUAUUUAAUGCUUUAAAUACGAGAACCUUAUACUAUAUUUGACUGGCAGCCGAUGAAAGACCCUGAAUGUGGCACAAAGAUGACAUCUGAUAUGUCAGGUUUGUGUUCUGGAGGGACUUUCUGAGAACUGGGAUCAGCCUGUUUAUGUGGAGGGGAUAAUGGCCGUCAGAGGUUGUGUUCAGUGAGCAGGAUCCGCUCGGAUGUUUCAGAAAACAUGAUAAUCUGAUCCCUGCUCUCUGACCACUGUCCUGAUCCUCUGCCCCACCCACACUGUGGCCUGGUGCGGCUGUGGAACGCAGUUUAGACAGUAACCCAAGCCUGAACAAACCCAGCAGCUAAAAAUACCAACAGUCAACAGAGCGUUGGCUGCUGUGGGCCGGAGACAGGGGGCAUGGGAGGGUCUUCACAUCAGGGUUGGCAGAGGGAUAAAGGGGGGGACAGCUGGGGAAAGAGACGGAGCUACUGCAAAAAACACUGAGAAAAUACGACUUAAAGUAAAGUUGAAUCAACUUUUUAAGGGGAAUAUCGCAGGAGAAGUGAAGACUGAUGAACACCGAGCUGUAUGAGGCCUGAAGUCAAGAAGACAGAGCUGGAAUAUCCUCCACCUUGUGUUUCUGGAAGCCUCCACUCGUUCUCCUCUCCCGUCUCCUCUGAUACGUCGCUCUCUGCCCCCGGAGAUCGAUGAACUUUGCCCCCGGCUUCAGGCCCCCCUCAGCAGGCAGAUCCGGGCCCGGUGCCGGCGGAGGAGCCACCAUGGAGAACCUGGAGAAGCAGCUGAUCUGCCCCGUCUGCCUGGAGAUGUUCUCCAAGCCCGUGGUCAUCCUGCCCUGCCAGCACAACCUCUGCCGCAAGUGCGCCAACGACAUCUUCCACUCAGCUAACCGUCUGUGGCAGAGCCGCGGCUCCUCCAGCAUCGCUGCCAGUGGCGGUCGUUUCCGCUGUCCGUCAUGUCGCCACGAGGUGGUGCUGGACCGCCACGGAGUGUUCGGCCUGCAGAGGAACGUGCUGGUGGAGAACAUCAUCGACAUCUACAGACAGCAGGAGUCCUCCAGGCUUGUAAACAUGAAGCCGGAGCAGCAGCAGCAGCUGAUGUGUGACGACCAUGAAGAGGAGAAGAUCAACAUCUACUGUCUCUCGUGUGAGACGCCGACCUGCUCCAUGUGCAAAGUGUUCGGACGACACAAGGACUGUGACGUGGCUCCGCUCAGCAGCGUCUACAUGAGACAGAAGACGGAGCUGAGCGACGGCAUCGCCAUCUUGGUCGCCAGUAACGACAACAUCCAGGCGGCCAUCUCUCAGCUAGAGGAAAUAUGCCGCACUGUGGAGGAGAGCGGCAGGCGGCAGAGAGAGCAGCUCGCCGCCCACUUCGACGGCCUGGUGUCCGUCCUGGAGGAGCGGAAGCAGGAGCUGGUCGGUCACAUCUCCAGAGAACAGGACGACAAACUGAGACACCUGCGAUGCCUCAUCCGUCGGCACGGCGACCACCAGGAGGCCGCGGUCACGCUGGUGGAGUCGGCCAUUCACUCCAUGGACGAGCCGCACAUGCCUCUGUUCAUACAGAGCGCCACAGUCCUUCUGGAGACAAUGGCGGUGACGGCGAGGGCCUCGAACAUGGAGCGUCCGGAGCUCGGCUACGAGAGCAUGAGCCACUUCUUCAUCGACACUGACGACCUGACGGACAUGUUACAGAACAUGGACUUCUGCUCUGGUGUGGGAGAUGAAGAGGACUCUGAAGACGUGGGAGAAGAGUCAGAACUUGACUUUGGCUGCAGAUACUGAGAGGUCCCUGCUGCCGCGGUGCCGAGGAAACCAGACGGAGAUGGAGGUUCAUCACAAUCCUCCAGGAAAUGAAUCCACACAACAUCAAUCCAUCAGUCAGAUUCUAUUUGUGUAGAAGUCAUAUUCACAGUCACAAUUUGGGUGAUUAAACUUUAAGUAUAAGUAUAAAUGAGGAGGUAUAUUGUACAUAUAUGCAACCUAGUUUUAUUGAUAAUCCACGAUUCAUGAUCACAAUCCCUGGAUCUGCAACGACAAAGCACAAGGUCUCCUGGGAAGAAGUCGAGUCAGUCACAUGCAUUGAUGAGACGUUAAAGUGAUGAAGAGGAGGAGGAGGAGGAGGAGGAGGAGGAGGAGGAGGAGGAGGAGAAGGAGGAGGAGAAGCUCCAUGUGUCCCCCCCUGACAAUCUAGAGCUGGUCCAACCCGAAACGGCUCAAACCCAUAAUCUGUAUCCCAAAGGCAGGUUUUAAGUCGACUCCUAAACGCAGAGAGGGAGAUUCCAGGAGAGAAAAUGAAUGGUCAGAAAUCGUACAUUCAUAAACCUCAUGCGUCUGUUUCCUCCUUCAGACGCAGGAAGUCCGACUUGGCCGCAGUUUUACCUCCCACGUCGUUUUCUUUUGUUCAUUGUGUGUAAAUAUAUCUGCCUGUGUGUAGCUGACAGGAAACGCAUAGUGGAUUUAACUCUGUGGGAGGGAAAAGAUUUUCCUUCAUGUGUGUUUUCAUUCAGGAUUUAAAGCCCUUGUACAGCAGAGGAUCCUGGGAAGUCCACAGUGUUUGAGUUGUGUCAGUUUUUUAACUCGUGUAACAUGAUACGUAAAUAAAAAUCAAAGUUUAAG